AUGACCCACUUUAACCUCAGAUUUAAUCUGAGCUCAUAAGAAAUUUGAUUAUUCCUGCCUAAGACGUAGCUGGCAACAGUGACCACCUUUCUGCACACCUGAAGUUCAGACUGCAGCAUGCAGCAACCGGGCCGGCUGAGGCUUAGGCCGUGGCUGGAGGAGCAGAUUCAGUCUGGGAAGUAUCCAGGUGUCAGCUGGCUGGACCAGUCAGCACGCAUCUUCCAAAUCCCAUGGAAACAUGCUGCUCGCCAUGGCUGGAGUAUUGACAGGGAUGCUACGCUCUUCAGGAGUUGGGCCAUGCACACUGGGCGGUACCGUCCAGGCAAAGACAAGCCAGAUCCCAAAACAUGGAAAGCAAAUUUCCGCUGUGCCUUGAAUUCACUGUCUGAUGUCUGUGAGCUGCGGGAGCACAGCAGGAAGAGAGGAAGCAAUGCUUACAGAGUCUACAGGAUGCUUCCCACCUCUCAAACACACAGACGCAAGAGAGGUCUGCGAUUGUUCAGCAGACCCAGAGAAAGACAGACCAGUUUAGGGGAAUGCAAACAUGAGGAUCCAUACACCACACACACUUGGCAACUUACAGCAACAAGACCCAUUUCAGACAUGCCACAGAAGGUGGAAACUACCGCACAGAGCAUGUUUAACAGCGCUCAAGCACACGGGAUGUGGGAAACCAAACCAGAGGGCCAGGAACAUACUGAGAGUGUCUUUAAGCUAAUGGACCACUUCAGCAGCACCGAGCUCUGGAACCAGACAGGAGAGCAGCGAGGAUGGAGACCACACACUCUGUGGGACCAGUGGCAAUGUUCUGGUGAUGAAAACCCAUUCCUUCUGCACACCGAAAACUACAGUGAUAUAUCUGGUCCAAACUAUAUCAAGGAACUGACGGACUGGACCACACAUCAGCAAACACUAAUGCCAUAGCUGGAUGCUACAGUUUUUACCAUUCAAAGCUUAUUUUCAUUAAAACUUUCUUGCAAACCUUCUGUUGCUUCUGUUGUCUUUCUGCUGAGCUGACCACUAAACAGCAGAAACGAGAGAAAGCCGAAGGGGGACAGAUGAUAUUGCUCUGUCACUCAUUUAGUUAACCUCUGUGCUGAGCACGCUGGGAUGAAGAUCUUGUUCCAAGCCAAGCUUUACCGUCAUCUUCACUCGUGUUCACUGCGGUGCAGUGCAUCCAUCACUCUAAUGACACCAGGCUCUUAAAGUAAAAAGAUCUCAUUUCACCUUAAUGAAUAUAGGUUAUUGCUUUCCAGUCUUUUGGACUUUCUAUGAAUCUUUAGAUGAUAUAAGAAUGAAAUGAAGUGCCUAAGACAUAAAAAGGAUGUGUGACAGUUUCCCAGUUUGUGAGUCCAGAACCACCCUUGCUAACUAAAAUGAACUAACAGUCAAAAUGUGUGUGAUUUCUUUACCUUUGUUUUGAUAAGUUUUUUUUUUAUGUGACACGACAGUUUUGUAUUUUUUUAGUGUGAAUUUUUUAACCACCUAAUCUGUUUUAUUAGAGCCUUAAAAUAUUGUUUGAUUUACAGUGUAUGUAUUUACAUGUGUUUAUAUAUGAUUAAAUAAAAAAUAAACUCAAAAGAAUUAC
Molecule: messenger RNA, 1588 nt
Organism: Melanotaenia boesemani (Boeseman's rainbowfish)
Lineage: Eukaryota; Metazoa; Chordata; Actinopteri; Atheriniformes; Melanotaeniidae
Product: interferon regulatory factor 1-like
Exons: 7
Coding region: 118-924 (268 amino acids)
Biological process (GO): regulation of transcription by RNA polymerase II; immune system process
Cellular component (GO): nucleus
Molecular function (GO): RNA polymerase II cis-regulatory region sequence-specific DNA binding; DNA-binding transcription factor activity, RNA polymerase II-specific
Source: RefSeq, a predicted model, not a curated record